AAGGUCAACGGAAGUGCGCACACACGGAUGUCAGCAAACGCGCCAACAAAGAAUAGUGUCAGUGAAAUAAAAUAAAAAAAACUGACAUUUUCCUAUAAAAUCUGUUCAUUUAGCUAGCUACACAGUUUACACUAGGUCGUAUGCCGAGUCAGUCACGUAACACGACAGAGGAAACAGCAGUUGCUUCAAGCUCAGGAAGCAUGGAUGAAAAGCCUGGGUCAUCAAAUACUAUGGCAGCAGACAGCUCUGUCGACGUGAUGGCGGAGGCAAAGAAGCUGAUCGGCGCAGGGAACAGGCACCUGGUGAUGGGAGAUGUCGUUUCUGCAGUCCAUGUGUUCCAGGAGGCUUGUGGCAUGCUGGCUGCGAGGUAUGGGGACACCGCAGAUGAGUGUGGAGAGGCCUUCUUUCUGUGUGGGAAGUCUCUACUGGAGCUUGCCAGGGUGGAGAACACUGUCCUAGGUAAUGCUCUUGAGGGAGUCCCUGAGGAGUCCUCUGAGGAGGAAGGAGAGGGAGAGAAGCUGGACAACUCAAAGAUUGAGAGUGCUGACAACUUGGAAGAUGAUGACGACGAUGAAGGGGAAGGCACUGGUGAAGACAAAGAGGAGGAAGUGGGUAACCUGCAGCUGGCUUGGGAAAUGCUGGAGGUCGCUAAGGUCAUCUACAAAAGAAAGGAGAACAAGGAGGACCAGUUGAUGGCUGCCCAGGCCUAUCUGAAGCUGGGAGAAGUUGGAGCAGAAUCUGGUAACUACUCUGCAGCUGUGGAGGACUUCCAGGACUGCCUGUCCUUGCAGCUGAAGCACUUGCCCCCCCACAGCCGCCUGGUGGCCGAGACCCACUACCAACUGGGCAUGACCUACUGCAUCACAGGCCAAUACAGCCAGGCCAUCCAGCACUACAGCAGCUCAGUCAAAGUCAUUGAGAGCCGCCUGGCCAUGCUCCAGGAGGUGAUAGACAAGGCGGAAGGUGAAGACGGAGCCAAAGAGAAGAUAGAGCUGGAGGACCUGAAGCAGCUGCUGCCUGAAGUCGCUGAGAAGGUAGAGGAUGCCAAGGAGAGCCAGAGUAUGGCAGGAUCAGCCUCUGUGGCCAUACAGCAGACAUUGGCUGGAGCUUCUACUUUGUCAGCAUUCCCGUCCUCUUCCUCAUCAGCGUUUGCAGAUAAUGGUGGACCUUCAUCUUCCUGUUCAUCAGCAUUUGGAACCAGUCAGAUUUCUGUCAGAUCGGCAGCCGAUGGCGCAUCACCCUCCAAAUCUGCAUCAGACAUUUCCCACCUGGUCAGGAAAAAGAGGAAAACGACUGAGAAGAGCCCCGUAAAGGACACUGAUGCUAAAAAGACCAAGCAGGAAACUACAGUUAAUGGCAGCGGCGAUUCCGGCUCUGGCAGUAAUGGAGUCCAGGAGAAAGGGGCACAGGAGCCCGGCAAGCUGUCCGCCUCUGGAAUCCUCGGUGUGAAGUAACUUCCUCUCCCUGAUCUUCCAGCCAGCAGAGAAAGGCCUGCCCCUUACGCCCAUUUACACUUUUGUUUCUGUAAAUAUGACAAUUUUUCACAUUUGUUUGUCUAGUUUUUGUAUACUUGUUGUAAUAAAAGUUCAUUAGAGUA
Oncorhynchus gorbuscha (pink salmon) is the source of this 1597-nucleotide messenger RNA. Its product is annotated as nuclear autoantigenic sperm protein (histone-binding). NCBI's taxonomy places the organism in Eukaryota, Metazoa, Chordata, Actinopteri, Salmoniformes, Salmonidae. The record is from RefSeq and is a predicted model, not a curated record. Gene Ontology annotation, biological process: DNA replication-dependent chromatin assembly; CENP-A containing chromatin assembly. Gene Ontology annotation, cellular component: nucleoplasm. Gene Ontology annotation, molecular function: histone binding. The transcript has 14 exons. The coding region runs from base 141 to 1454 and encodes 437 amino acids.